CCUACUGGUCCCGGACCCAGUGGAUCCCGCUGACUCUUGGACACCGCCUGGGAGGAAAAUGCUCCCUGUCCGCCACCACUCUGGUGGCCACCUCCUCUUUCUGCUCCUGCUCCUGCUCCCCUCAACGGCCCCCGCCCGCGCACCAGCACCCUCGGACCCCGCCUCCGCCCUGCUCCAGGCUCUAGGGCUGCACGAAGCGCCCCGGGGCGUCCCCACGCUCCGGCCUGUGCCUCCUGUCAUGUGGCGCCUGUUCCGUCGCCGCGACCCCCAAGAGGCCAGAGCGGGGUACCCUCUGCAACCGUGCCACGUGGAGGAACUUGGGGUCGCCGGAAACAUCGUGCGCCACAUCCCGGACAGCGGUUUGUUGUCCAGGCCCCUAGAGCCCGCCAGGACCUCGGGACUGUGCCCCAAGUGGACCGUCGCCUUCGACCUGUCUGGCGUGGAGCCUGCGGAGCGCCCGACACAUGCGCGUCUGGAGUUGCGGCUGGAGGCUGCGAACGAGGACAUGCACGGGUGGGAGCUAAGCGUGGCACUGUUGGCAGAGGCCGAGCGUCCCGGGCCCGAGCUGUUGCGUGUGCCUGUGCCACCCGGGCUGCCACUACGCGCCGACCUCCUGGGGGCCGCGGUAGCCGCCAACGCGUCGGUGCCACGCACCCUGCGCCUGGCGCUGGCGCUGCACCGCGGAGCCGCCACCGCCUGCGCGCGUCUGGCCGAGGCCUCGCUGCUGCUGGUGACGCUGGACCCGCGCCUGUGUCCCCCGCCACGGUCGCGGCGCCACACAGAGCCGGGGGUGGGCGGUGGUCCGGGGGGCACGUGUCGCGCGCGACGGUUGCACGUGAGCUUCCGCGAGGUGGGCUGGCAUCGUUGGGUGAUCGCCCCGCGUGGCUUCCUGGCCAACUUCUGCCAGGGCGCGUGCACGCUGCCCGAAGCGCUGCCAGGACCCGGCGGGCCACCUGCACUCAACCAUGCCGUCCUGCGAGCGCUUAUGCACGCGGCCGCCCCGACUCCGGGCGCAGGCCCGCCCUGCUGUGUGCCCGCGCGCCUGUCACCCAUCUCCGUGCUCUUCUUCGACAACAGUGAUAAUGUGGUGCUGCGACACUACGAGGACAUGGUGGUGGAUGAGUGUGGCUGCCGCUGACCACCCGGGACACCCUUGCAGGGACAGCCCCACGCGAAAGCAAGGACCAUUUGUUCAUGUUUUAUUGGUGACAAAAAGCUUAAAACAAAUUUGAC
This is a messenger RNA of Peromyscus eremicus (cactus mouse), 1233 nucleotides long. It is a transcript of the gene Gdf1, whose product is annotated as growth differentiation factor 1. Gene Ontology annotation, cellular component: extracellular region. The transcript is spliced from 2 exons. Gene Ontology annotation, biological process: BMP signaling pathway; SMAD protein signal transduction. NCBI's taxonomy places the organism in Eukaryota, Metazoa, Chordata, Mammalia, Rodentia, Cricetidae. Bases 59 to 1138 code for a protein of 359 amino acids. Gene Ontology annotation, molecular function: growth factor activity; cytokine activity. The record is from RefSeq and is a predicted model, not a curated record.